Molecule: messenger RNA, 942 nt
Organism: Microcebus murinus (gray mouse lemur)
Lineage: Eukaryota; Metazoa; Chordata; Mammalia; Primates; Cheirogaleidae
Product: olfactory receptor 11H6-like
Biological process (GO): G protein-coupled receptor signaling pathway
Cellular component (GO): membrane
Molecular function (GO): G protein-coupled receptor activity; olfactory receptor activity
Source: RefSeq, a predicted model, not a curated record
AUGACCUCAGAGGCCAGAAAUAUCUCCCGCACUGUGAGUGACUUCAUCCUCUUGGGCUUCCCUUGCCGCUGGGAAAUACAGAUCGUCCUUUUUUCCAUAUUCUUUGUGACUUACCUCCUGACUCUCCUUGGAAACACAGCCAUUGUGUGUGCAGUGCGCUGGGACCACCGGCUCCACACCCCCAUGUACAUUCUGCUGGCCAACUUCUCCUUCCUGGAGAUCUGCUAUGUCAACUCCGAUGUGCCCAACAUGCUGGCCAACUUCCUCUCCAAGACCAAAACCAUCUCCUUUGCUCGGUGCCUCCUCCAGUUGUACUUCUUUUUCUCACUGGGCACAACUGAGUGCUUAUUUCUCUCCAUUAUGGCCUAUGACCGGUUCCUGGCAAUCUGUCGUCCACUAUACUACCCCACCAUCAUGACUACUAAGUUCUGCAGCAGCCUGGUCAUCUUUUGCUGGGUCUAUGGUUUCCUCUGGUUUCUGAUCCCAGUGAUACUCGUUACCCAGUUGCCGUUUUGUGGCCCAAAUGUGAUUGAUGACUUUCUAUGUGACCUUGGUCCCCUGCUGGCCCUGGCUUCAGCUUGUGUCCCAAUCCCAGGGACUGUUCUCAUAUGUGGCACCAUGAGCUCCCUCCUCAUCUUUGCCACCUUCUUCUACAUUAUUGGCUCCUACACCCUGGUGCUGAGGGCUGUGAUGCAGGUGCCCUCCACUGCUGGCCGGAAGAAGGCCUUCUCUACCUGCUCCUCACACCUGGCUGUCGUGUUUCUGUUCUACGGCUCGGUCAUGAUGACGUAUGUGAGCCCAGGGUCAGGACAAGCAGAGGGCAUGCAGAAGUUUACGACUCUAUUCUACUCAGUUUUGACCCCUUUUUUCAACCCCAUGAUCUAUAGCCUCCGGAAUAAAGAAAUGAAGGAUGCCUUGAAGAAAGUUCUAGGAGGUUCCUGA